AGAUUGAUCAUAUUUAAAUCUCAAACGAUGGAAGCCAAUUCUAACAGAAUAAGCUUUGUGAACCCAACUCAGACCCCACAAUACGGUUUAAAUGAAGAAUUCAAAGGAGAUCCACAGUCAACGAUUAAAAGUCCAGAAACGCGGCUUCCUGCCAAGUAUGAACGUUUUGCUCCACAGAUGACUACAUACUACACAUUCCCUCCAGCGAACCCGGCGUUUUUCUCGCAACCGAUGUAUCCCCAAAGUUCGUGGAUUCCGGAAACUCAAAAUCCUUUAGUGUAUUUUCAAGGUGCUCCCGUGGUGCAGGAUUAUUCUACAUUUUCAUCAGCCCCAUACCCAUCUCAACCACCCAAUAAUUGGAAUGUUCAGAAUUUUACAAGCUACCAAUAUGCAAACCAAAAUCACCCAGCACAACUGCCACAUCAAAAAUACUACAAUUCCGAGCAAUAUGCUUUACAAAGUCAGCCAUGUAAUCAAUACCAAAUGAACAAGUUGUGUUGUGUAUCUCCUCCUUAUCAGUACCAACCAAGGACUCCAAAUGCUCAAAGCUCGCCGAACCUGAAGGACCUGAAUUAUUUGGAUCAUUUGACUCCGUUUUUAUUCCCACCGGACAUUACUUCUCAAUACAGAAAACAUAAUUGCCGAGGAAACAACCGUAACUCCAAGACUAGCAAUUUCCGGAGAAACGACAGGAAAAACCAACAUGGCCAUAACCAAAACCGUUCAAAUCAAGUAUCCAGACAGCAUUUGCCAAACAAUAAUGCAUCAUCUUCAUCCUCCUCAUCAGGUGUCGUUUCCGAAUUACCGCUGUCUCCUAACAAGACUGAGCUUAAAAUUGUCAUAUCUCAUGGAAAUGAAACAGUUUGUGUUCUGAAAACAAAAGAUAUUGAUGGAUGCAACGCUCAACAACUUUCGAAUGUUGUUGAAAUUCCUAUGGUACUUGCUCCCUCCCUCUCAAUACAAUCUACUGACUCGUUCAACUCGGCUUACGAAGAUGCCGAAGAAUCUUUAAUUCAACCACAAACUAAAAAGAAUGAAGGUGACGCUUAUGGAAAAUAUAAUUCAACGCUCACAAAUUGUCAAACAAGGAACCAAUCGGAGAAAAUGAAAUCAUCGCAAUGCUUGAUCGCAGAUGUCGCCGAGAAUGAGAGCCCGAAUGAGACAGGGCCUGCUGAAUUCAAUAUUUUUUGUACUGUACCGGAACAAUCUUCUAAACGCUCAGAGCCCGACGUUAUAGUUUCUGCUGCAAAAUCAGUUACUGAAGUUGAAAAUACAAUACUUGCUGAACAUGAUACCGCUACUGCUGAAAACUUUUCGAACAACGAUGAACCAAUUCUUCUUAGCGUUACUAAUCUUCACGAUGAAACAAAUAACAAAUCAAUAGAUGUAUCACUGAAUCACCCAUUGCCACCUUCGACAGAAACUGGAGUUGUCAGCGGCAAAGUUUCACAAUUGGAGGCACCAAUCAGUACAAUUGUGCAGGAAACGAUCCGAAUCCUCGCCGAGAGAAAUCUACUCCGUGACAUCAAUGACUUUCAUCAAGAAAUACAUUUGAAUGUCAUGCAAGAAAAUAUUGGACAGUCUCUAGAUCAUGCUGCAAUAGAAAAUGAGGAACAUCCAGAAACUGAAAGUUCCUUUGAAAGUUCAAGCGGUAGUUCCAACCCUUCUGUCCCCAUUGAGAUUGAUCAAAAAAUGCAAUUCAACAAAAACAAUCCAUGGGAAAAAUUGGAACAAUAUACUCCACCUUCAAUCAUUAUAGUCUCGUGCGCAGAUUCUUCACAAAGCCCACACAAAGCUUCAACUCUCAAAAACCCCGGUUACGGCUGCUGUUCGGGCAUUGGCAAGAAAUCAAAAUACAAUAAGAAAGUUGACAAGAAAGAAGUUCUCCACUUGACAAACUUUCAACUAAACUAAGCAACGGAGCUGUGCGUUUCAUUCUAUCUGUUUUUGUGUUUUUUAGCUCAUUCUCAUUUUCCUGUAUUCUUCAAUUACUUUGUUUGUAUAAUUUUCGUUUAGCAAAAUUUGGAAUCCCAGUUCGAAAUCCGGCCACACAAAUCUUCUCUUCAACAUUAUGUGUAUUCAACAGCAACCUUUCCAUGUUUUCUCUUGAAUAUCAACUUUUUACGGUCAAAGUUGAUCAAAAUAAAAUGUAUCUU
Molecule: messenger RNA, 2156 nt
Organism: Caenorhabditis elegans
Lineage: Eukaryota; Metazoa; Nematoda; Chromadorea; Rhabditida; Rhabditidae
Gene: E02H4.2
Product: MIF4G domain-containing protein
Exons: 12
Coding region: 28-1914 (628 amino acids)
Source: RefSeq, marked reviewed